AUGACUUCACAAACAGAUGUUACUUCAGAAACAAAAGCUAUAGAUUUACCUUGUAUAUUCAUUUUUCUUGCUACUAAAUAUUCAAAUAAUGAUCUAUUAAAAUGUGGAAUUAAUGAAAAGCAAAGAUGGAGAAAUGCAUCAUCUAUGUGUGGUAAAGAUAAUAUUGAUAAUUCUAAGUGUAAAUGCCCUCAAUGCAAUACGAAACUUCCUACAAUUACUGAAAUUCAACAAGAAAUUGACCAAACGAUAUCUAAAAAAAGGAUAUGA
Messenger RNA from Racocetra persica, 267 nucleotides. NCBI's taxonomy places the organism in Eukaryota, Fungi, Glomeromycota, Glomeromycetes, Diversisporales, Gigasporaceae. The record is from the annotation of a GenBank genome assembly.